Molecule: messenger RNA, 1353 nt
Organism: Panonychus citri (citrus red mite)
Lineage: Eukaryota; Metazoa; Arthropoda; Arachnida; Trombidiformes; Tetranychidae
Product: calbindin-32-like
Exons: 7
Coding region: 152-1099 (315 amino acids)
Biological process (GO): regulation of presynaptic cytosolic calcium ion concentration; regulation of long-term synaptic potentiation
Cellular component (GO): nucleus; synapse; cytosol
Molecular function (GO): calcium ion binding
Source: RefSeq, a predicted model, not a curated record
UUUUCAUUUAUUUGUUACAAUUGAACGAGUGGAAAUCUAUUUAAUUUAUUGAUUACUGAUUAGCGUAAUUGCUUUACGUUUCAAUUGUUUUAGUGUUUUUAAAGUAUUUUUCUUUUCUCUUUUUGAUGAUGUCAACUUGUUUUGAGAGAAAAUGUCCAUUGACUUAGGUUCAGCCGAGAAAUUCAUUCACAUUAAGCCUCGAGAAAAUAUAUUUCGUGAGUAUCGAGACCCAACGACAAACAAAUUUGUUACUCUUUCAGCAAAUGAUUUCAUCAAAAUUUGGAAACAUUAUGACAAUGAUGGAAAUGGUCACAUUGAAGGACAAGAAUUGGAUGAUUUUAUAAUCGACCUUCUUGCCAGUAUCAUUCCAUCAAAAUCCAUACAAAAUAUAUCGAAAUUGUUUUUCGAAAACUUCAAGGCUUCUUUCAUGAGAGCUUAUGAUGAUAAUGGAAAUGGCCGUUUAGAAGUUAAAGAAUUAGCUCAAUUGGUUCCAUUGGAAGAAAAUUUUUCCAUCAUAUUUGAUGGCAGCAAUCACCUAAAGUCGAGCGUCUAUUUCAUGAAACUCUGGAAAAAGUAUGAUGUAGAUAAAAGUGGCUCGAUUGACGCUUCAGAGUUCAGUAGUUUAUUGCGAGACUUUUAUGCUAAAGUGCGAAAGAAGAACAUCAAACCGGAAGAACUACAAGAAAUCGCUGAUAUUGUUUUGGAAAUUUUCGAUUCCAAUAAAGACGGUAAAUUGCAGAUCGGUGAAUUAGCCAAAUUAUUUCCAGUUGAAUCAAAUUAUCUGAAAAGGAUAAAAUUAAUGAAGAGUAAAAAGAUUAAAUCAAGUGUAAUUAAUCGUAUCUUCAAAAAAUAUGAUAUUGAUGGAAAUGGUCAAAUCGAGAAUGAAGAACUCGAAGGUUUCUUGAAAGAUCUGGUGGAAUUACAAACUGACGAAUAUGAGUUGGGUCAAAUUGAAGUUGUUAAGAAACUGGUUUUAAGAAGCUGUGAUAUGGACAGAGAUGGAAGAAUAUCAAAAAAAGAGUUGAUUGUUAUCCUUAAUUCACUUGUUGCAGAUAAAAAAGAUCCCAAAAGACGACGGAAUAUAUUACUUUGUUCCUGAGAUCGGCCAAUAUGACAGAGAAACACGAUUAAUGUUAUAUUAACAUUGUACAGACACAAAUUGAUUUGCAAUAUUUUUAAUCUUAAAAUUGACAUCCUUUAUGGUCAGUUGGUGAGAAUCAAUUAUUAUACAGGUAAUAAACAUGUUGACUGGUCCAUGAAGGCGGAUUGUUCAGGUAUCAUGAUGGAAUCUAUUUAUAAAUAUUUACAAGGAGAAAGUCAAAUUUUGUGAAAGAGCAAAACUUGAAUCAUUUA